AUGGAAUGUUAUAAAGUAAAGUGGUUAUGGAUGAUAACCAUAUUGUUGAUCUGUUAUCAAGUUGUUAAUGGAUGUUUAGAGCAAGAAAAGGCUGCUCUUUUGCAGCUCAAAGCUAUCUUCAACAACUCACUUCACCCCGUUGAAACAAAAGUGGACAGCGGGAGGCUGCACGGAGAAUUUCCUACAUGGCUUUUAGAGAACAACCCAAGAUUGGAAAUACUUCUCCUUCAAAAUAAUUCCCUCUACGGUUCUUUCAUAUUACCCUCUCUGACGCAUUCCUAUACAAAAUUGUUGGAUCUAUCAUUUAACAAGUUAUAUGGUCCUAUACCUAAUUGCACGUGGUCAAGCAACAUAGUGUAUCUCUAUUUAAACGACAAUGGAUUCAGUGGCUUCUUCACGGAUGAAUUCCUUAACAGUCUAAUUUUUGUGAAAUUUUUGGAUCUAAGUAGUAAUAAAUUAAGUGGUCAUAUUCCAACUUCAAUCGGGGAUCUCCCUAACCUAGGUAGUCUAAACUUGAAAGGUAAUCAGUUUGAGGGUCGUAUUCCCAUCCAAUUAUGCGACUUGUUGAGCUUGUCUACGUUGGAUCUCUCCAACAAUAAUUUAAAUGGCCCUAUUCCCAAUUGUCUAAGCGAAUUAGGUUUUCAUGGCCUGAUGGGUUUAAACGAGGUUUAUUAUUUGUCUCCGGGUCCAAUACCAAGACAAGAUUUGAUCAAUCCAUUACCACUGACACUUACAUCUACUGUUGAGCAAGUGGAGUUAACGACAAAGAACAUGAAUUACGUUUACAAAGCAGACGCUCUCGUUACAAUGUCCGGAUUAGAUCUUUCGUGCAAUGUACUCACCGGUUGGAUACCACAUGAGCUAGGUAACUUGACAAACCUGCACGCCUUGAAUUUAUCUCAUAAUAGAUUGUGGGGACCUAUACCCGCAAGUCUUUCAGGUCUCUACAGCAUUGAGAGCUUGGAUUUAUCAUCCAACCAUCUCAAUGGAAGCAUCCCGACUACGCUCACCACACUGGACUCUCUACAAGUGUUCAAUGUCAGCUACAACAACCUAUCUGGUAGCAUACCAAAUGGAGUUCACUUCACAACUUUCGAUGCCACCAGUUACCAAGGAAAUCCUUUCCUUUAUGGAUGUCCUUUUUCCAGGAACUGCACUCUAUCUAAUCCGCACUCCAUCACGAAUACAAGUGCAUCCCAAGACAAGGUUGAAGAUAGUGACUGGAUCGACAUGGAAACCUUUUAUGUGACCUUCGUGGUAGCUGGUGUAACUAUGUUCCUUGCAGUUGGGAUAAUUAUGCUGAUUAAUCCUCAUUGGCGGAAUGCAUUGUUUUAUCUAGUCAAAGGAAGCAUCACUUCCAGCUACUACUUCAUUGAGGAUAGUAUGAGAAAGCUAAGGAGAGAAAGACGUGUUUAAUGUGGGUCUUGCUGUUUGGUGUGGUUUGAUCACUUAUGAUGUAAUAAUGUACCUUGCUGUAUUAAUUAACUACGUACGGAUUAUGGUUUAUUACACUAUGCAUUGU
Molecule: messenger RNA, 1522 nt
Organism: Beta vulgaris subsp. vulgaris (sugar beet)
Lineage: Eukaryota; Viridiplantae; Streptophyta; Magnoliopsida; Caryophyllales; Amaranthaceae
Product: cuscuta receptor 1-like
Exons: 3
Coding region: 1-1416 (471 amino acids)
Molecular function (GO): protein binding
Source: RefSeq, a predicted model, not a curated record